AUGGUGGAUAAACUAACCCCACCAUUCGUUCCUCCGUUUCAGCACACGAAAAUGCCUGCAGUGCCGUGCCGGGCAAGCAAAGGGCAUCAUCAGGUUCAGCUGCAGCACUCCGUGAUAACGUUUGGUUCACCAAAUGUGGAGGAUGGUUCAAGAUUCUUCAGGCAGGUAGUCGAAGGCGUGCGCACAGGUUCAGAGCGAGUGCUACCAAAGGAUGAAAGUAGACGAUGCCUCAGUGGUGAGAGCGAUGGCGCGACUAGUCGAAGGUUACAGCAGCUGAAUACUGACCUUCAGCAGGCGCUACAGAAGCUACGGCAGAGGGACCGGGAAGAAACUAAGCUACGACGAAGGUUGUCUGUAGUUCAACUCAAGCUAGAGGAAGCGGCUGAGCGUCACAGUGCUACGAUAGAACACGUCCUCGGGCUGAUGGACGUGUACGGAUCACGUAUGGAGGAACAGAGGAUGGAGCUUCAGCGAUUGCGCGCAAAGGUAAAUAACUGUGAUAAAACCUCCGAAGGGCUUAGAAACGAGGGGGUAAUCAGUGCUCCAGUUGGAGUCCGUGGGUUGAAGGCUAGUGCUGUGCAGGCAGAGAAUGAAAGCCUGAAGAAUCGCGUUAAGUCACUCACUGAUGAGAGGGAGGAGUUGAGGAAAAUGACACAAAGGCUACAGGAUGAAAAGGAGGAGAACCUACAAACUUUUUCCAACAUACGGAACAAGUUAACGGCCGAUAUCAUGGAUAAACAAGAACAAAUACAUCAAGCUAACAAAAAAUUGAAAGAGUUAUCGGAUGAAGCUGCGGCUAGGGAUAUCUUGGUUCAACAAGUGCGACUUUUCGUGCAAAUGGUUUGCCAGCCUGAUUUCCACGUGGUUAAGGACACCUCUCUCCAACCAGUCGACCGGAGCAGGACCGAACCAACAGGUUUUGUUUUAGUUCCCCUGACGCUGAUGCUGCAGGGUUACUCUCUACUUUCAAACGAAGACCGCGAUGACCUUGUAGAACUGUACCGGCAACGGCUCACUUGA
Trypanosoma brucei brucei TREU927 is the source of this 1020-nucleotide messenger RNA. RefSeq lists its product as hypothetical. Bases 1 to 1020 code for a protein of 339 amino acids. The record is from RefSeq and is a predicted model, not a curated record. The transcript has a single exon. NCBI's taxonomy places the organism in Eukaryota, Euglenozoa, Kinetoplastea, Trypanosomatida, Trypanosomatidae.